This is a messenger RNA of Bemisia tabaci, 4703 nucleotides long. It is a transcript of the gene Mcm2, whose product is annotated as DNA replication licensing factor Mcm2. Gene Ontology annotation, biological process: DNA replication; double-strand break repair via break-induced replication; mitotic DNA replication initiation. The record is from RefSeq and is a predicted model, not a curated record. Gene Ontology annotation, cellular component: nucleus; MCM complex. Gene Ontology annotation, molecular function: ATP binding; 3'-5' DNA helicase activity; single-stranded DNA helicase activity. NCBI's taxonomy places the organism in Eukaryota, Metazoa, Arthropoda, Insecta, Hemiptera, Aleyrodidae.
UAUAAACACAGAAAAGCAUGGCAGCGGUAAUGGAGUACCUGUUGACUUCAUGAUAACAACGUCGUCCUUGUUUUGUGGAAUCUAUGUACUGUUUUUCCUACAAAGGACGAAUAUUUUGUGUUUAGAAAUUCCGGAAUUUUACCGUAGUCAUGUCUAGCUCACCCAGCCGCUCCACCUCUCCAGAGGGUCCGUUUCAAGACAGGAGUCAAAGUCAGACUAUCGGCGAUGCUACCUCUCCACCACGUGGAGAAGACUUGGAACCAUUUGAAGAUGAAGAAGAUUUUCUUGGUGAAGGACUCAGUAUUGCAGGAGAGGAAGAUGAUGAAGAAGGAGAAGAUUUGAUGGGAGAUGGAAUGGAAAGAGAUUACCGUCCUAUGCCAGAGUUGGAUCGAUAUGAUGCUGAUGCUCUGGAUGAUGAUGAGUACAGUGAAUUGUCAGUCGGUGAUAGGCUGGCUGCUGAGCGAGAUAUGCGAAGACGCGACCGUGAAGCAGGUCUCGGGCGCAGAGGUGACGAUGAUCUGAUUUACGAUGAAAGUGAUGAAGAUGAGGCACCAGCACGUAAAAGAAGAAUGGCUGAAAAGGCAGCCACUGGCAUUCUUGAGGAUGAAGAGAUGAUUGAAGCCAUUGAUAAUCUUGAAGAUACCAAAGGACACUCAAUCAAAGAAUGGGUCUCACUCAUUGGUCCAAGGAAAGAAAUAGAAAAUCGUUUCCGCAAUUUCUUGAGGAAUGAAGUCAAUGUAAAAGGACAGUACAUUUACAAGGACAAAAUUCGUCGAAUGUGUGAAGAAAAUCACUCAAGUUUUGAGGUGGAAUAUCGGCAUUUGGCAGCGAAGGAGCAUGCGCUGGCUUUUUUCCUACCCGAGGCUCCCCUUGAAAUGCUUCAAAUUUUUGAUGAAGUGGCUAAAGAACUUGUGUUAUCAAUCUACCCCACCUAUGAAAGAGUAACAAAUGAGAUUCAUAUCAGGAUUUCUGAGUUGCCUCUUAUUGAAGAAUUAAGAACGUUCAGAAAAAUUCACUUGAACCAGCUGGUCCGAACAACAGGUGUGGUCACUGCAACGUCCGGCGUUUUGCCGCAGUUAUCAAUAAUCAAAUAUGACUGUAACAAGUGUGGUUACAUUCUUGGACCUUUCACUCAGUCGCAAGACUCUGAGGUCAAGCCUGGUUCCUGUCCAGAAUGUCAGAGUGCUGGUCCUUUCAUGGUAAACAUGGAGCAAACAGUCUAUCGCAAUUAUCAAAAAAUCACACUGCAAGAAUCACCUGGACGGGUGCCAGCAGGAAGAAUUCCCCGUUCGAAAGACUGCAUUCUUUUGGCUGAUUUGUGCGACCGCUGCAAACCAGGAGAUGAAGUCGAUAUCACUGGAAUAUACACUGACAACUAUGAUGGAGCCUUAAACACUGAUAAUGGAUUUCCCGUCUUUGCAACUGUUAUUCUUGUCAAUCAUUUGAUAGUCAAAGACAACCAACACAUCGUGCAGUCCUUAACAGACGAAGAUAUCAAAAUCAUUCAAAAAUUGGCACAAGAUCACAACAUAGGCGAGAGAAUAAUCAAAAGUAUUGGACCAUCUAUUUAUGGCCACAAAUACAUCAAAACUGGACUUGCACUGGCCCUUUUCGGUGGAGAAUCGAAGAAUCCAGGUGAGAAGCACAAAGUCCGUGGUGACAUCAAUGUCCUCCUGUGUGGAGAUCCUGGAACAGCCAAAUCUCAGUUCUUGAAGUUCGUCGAGAAAGUUGCUCCCCGUGCCAUAUUCACGACAGGGCAGGGUGCGUCAGCUGUCGGUUUGACAGCAUAUGUGAAACGAAAUCCUGUUAAUCGUGAAUGGACUUUGGAAGCCGGUGCACUCGUUUUAGCAGAUCGAGGUGUCUGUCUCAUUGAUGAGUUCGACAAGAUGAAUGAUCAAGAUCGGACAUCAAUUCACGAAGCAAUGGAGCAGCAGUCCAUUUCGAUAUCAAAAGCUGGGAUUGUCACAUCACUCCAAGCAAGAUGCUCCGUUAUAGCAGCUGCCAAUCCUAUCGGGGGAAGAUAUGACCCAUCCAUGACUUUCUCUGAAAACGUUAACCUUUCAGAGCCUAUUAUGUCUCGUUUCGACAUUCUUUGUGUUGUUCGAGACGAAGUCGAUCCCGUGAAAGAUAAUCAACUAGCUCAGUUUGUGAUCGACUCUCACAUUCGCCAUCAUCCUAAUAGUGACAUCAGAGAAUCAGAGCAAGAAACUCCAAAUGACAUCGAAAUUAUACCACAAGAAACACUGAAAAAAUACAUCGUCUAUGCAAAGCAAAAUAUUCACCCAAAGCUUCACAAUAUGGACCAAGAUAAGAUUUCCAAAAUGUACAGUCAGCUUCGUCAAGAAUCUAUGACAACUGGAAGUUUGCCAAUUACUGUUAGACACAUAGAAAGUAUUAUCAGGAUGUCAGAAGCACAUGCAAAAAUGCACCUUCGAGAGUAUGUCAAUGAAGAUGAUGUUAACAUGGCCAUUCGAAUGAUGCUUGAAUCCUUCAUUGAGACACAGAAAUAUAGUGUCAUGCAAUCUAUGAAGCGAACUUUCAGCAAAUACCUGUCAUUCAAAAAGGACACUACGGAGUUGCUUUACUAUAUUCUAGAAGAAAUGUUAAAAGAUCAGUACUUCUAUCAGCGGCAUGUUAAAGGACCCAAUGUCACUACCAUCGAAAUACACGAAAAAGAUUUCUUGGACAAGGCCAAACAAGUCAACGUUUUCGACCUACGCUCAUUCUAUGAAAGCGAUAUGUUCAAGCAGAAGCAUUUCACAUAUGAUUCAAAGAACCGCCUAAUUAUUCAGACAUUGUCCACCGCUGUCUCCGGUUGACCUGCACCUGUUCCUUCAAUGUCUCAAUACCGAAUUUUAUUCCUAUCAUCUUUCACUGUACAGUUUUUUAAGCUUUUUUAAAGUAAUUUUAUCUGAUCCUGAUUUGAAAGUAUCUAGUUUUUUAAAAAUGUAUCAGCACUUUUUUGUGUGCCUUUGGAAAUUAGAUUUUCAGUCUAGUGUAUCAAAGUCAAGCAAUGUUUCAUUUAUGCAUUUUUUACACAAAUUGCCCAUAGUGAGUACCUAUUGCAAAGCAUGUAAGUUAAAUAAAAAACGUACUAGAUAAUGAAACGAACUAUUCAAAAGUUUCAAUUUCAUUACCUUUUCAUCACUGCAUGCAAUUUUAAUUCCUUCGAUGAAGUUAAUGAAGAAUUGGAGAUCUUUUCAGGCAUGUAAAGAAACAUAUCAAAAGUGAAACUACCAGACCAUAUAUCUUGGUUUGCGAUGUUGUAAACUUCCUGCCAUACUUUAUUUCUUAAACGGGAAACUACUCAAUGUAAAUUCUUGAAAACUCCUGGUUUUUCUUCUCUGUGCAAAAGAAACCUAUUGAAACCUUCAAGGAAUAAUAUUGAUUUGUUCUCCUCAGUAGCGUAAAUAUUACCUUGCGGUGAGCUAACCAUCACCUUGCGGCAAAAUAUCGGCCUUGCCAUCCUCUCCGAGCCCUCGCCGAGCCAGUCCAAGGAACUCGACGACCGGGAAUAAAACCGUAUGACAACACUGUAGACCCAAAUCCAGACGCAGGGCGCGAAAAAGGCGACACAGCAUCAGGAAGUACCCCGUGUUGGGUUUGAUUUUUGUCUCCAACGUUGCCAUGCAUAAUUAUUCCCAGUCGUUAAGUUCCACGAACUGACCCGGCGAGGGCUCGGAUAGGGCUCGAAGAGGGUGGCAAGGCCGAUACCUUGCUGCAAGGUGAUGGCUAGCUCACCGCAAGGUAAUAUUUUCCCUAGGGCUUCAAGAAAAUAAAUUGAGAGCGGAGAAUUUUAAACACCGCAAGCAAGGUACAAGGUCUGGUAGUCUCACUGUCAAUAUGAUGAUAAUCAGAGUGUAAAUUUUUAAACAGCACAGUAUUAACCACCUGUGUUCCCCCUCUGUCUUUACCAGGUCUUUCCAAAAUUCAGCUUUUACACCCAAAGCAAACCAUGUAAUAAAAGCAGGUUUUAUGUAACCUGUACUUAAAGCUGCUGUUGUAUCACUCUUUUGCCAUAGACUUUAGGGGUGAAAUAUUUAAUCAUAAAGCUUUUGUUCUGAAAUAAGUCACACUAAUUUCAUUGAAAAUAGCUGAGAAUCAUAUUUUAUGCUAACCACACCCUUUAGUAGGGUCUUUGCAGUUCCGGUGAGACUUCUAGUUUUAAAUUUUAAAUUUUUAAAUUUUAGAUUCAGUUUCUGCUUCCCACCGGCCUCCACCAAAAAUUUCUUUUAAUUUGGUCAAAUUUUUGUCUUAAUUUCCUAUCCCUCUUUAUAGCCAGAAAGAAAUAUUUUGGAUGGAUGGCUGUUAACUUUCAGUAGUAGUUAUCAAAGCCGCACACUUUGUGAGUGUUAAAACAGUACCUGGGUAGGUUUUUAGUCGCUCCAUUUCUCCUGUCCACCUGUCCGUAAAGAAAGUAAUGGCAAGAUGCCACUUUCCCUGUUACAAUGACCAUCAAAGCUUAUAUUUUGAUGCUUUUGUAGUAGUUUCUUCAAACUAUUUUUAAUCCUCUUAGGCUGUAAUUUUAAUGUAUUCGUUUUGUCCCAGCCUGUUAUCAGUUUAAUUUUUAAUACAGUUGUCUCAUUUAUCCAUUCAGAGUUAUUAUGAAACUCAAGUAAGUUGUAAAAUGAUAGUUUCUGUUUUAAAGGUUGUUUUAAAGAUUGUUUGAAGAGACUAAUGCUGAAUAAAUGUCUUAAAAAGUA